CAAAAAGGACCGUGAUGAACAUUUACUUCAAGUUAUUGCUGAAGCUCAAGUCGACAAUGAUGCAAUCGAUCCUGCACUUUUGCCAGCAAAUCAUGAUGUUUAUGGCGAAUACGACAUGGAUGACAGCGAUGACUUGCUUGAACUAUUAGGCAAUAUAGAUGAAUAUACAACUGCUGCAGUCAAUACCACAAGAAAAACAACAAAAAAUAAAUAUAUUGAAGAAACUAUCGAAGCAGUCGAGAACGUUGGACGAUUUAAUCAUACGAACAUACAUUACCAAUCUUCUUCAGAUAUAUCAAUUGAUCGUACUAAUCGACAACUUAUACCGUUCCUUUAUGCAACACCUCAUCUUGUUCAACUCAAUACAAAAUGGUCAGAACACUUGAAGAUCGAGAAAGAACGAGUUAGACGAAGUUUAAUUACAAGGAACUAUGACAAAGAUGAUGAUACAUUGGAUUUAUUUGCUGCAAGAGAUGCUGUUGUGACAGUGAUGGCUCCAAAUAAUUAUAGUACUAACAAUUUUGAAAACUAUGGUUCAAUUCUUUCAGUGCUCAAAGUCAUAAAUAACUUUCCUACUCCGACAAAUAUUAUUAAUGAAUUUACAUUAAACAGAGAACAACGAGCUGCAGUUAUGAUCAUAACAAGUCAUCUUGAUGGUGACAGCCGAUGUCGCACAGGUAUUUUUACAAUACAUGCCAUUACAAAUCGUAAUAUACAAUCUGUUUAG
Messenger RNA from Rotaria sp. Silwood1, 727 nucleotides. The record is from the annotation of a GenBank genome assembly. Lineage: Eukaryota; Metazoa; Rotifera; Eurotatoria; Philodinida; Philodinidae.